Messenger RNA from Drosophila hydei, 960 nucleotides. RefSeq lists its product as uncharacterized. Gene Ontology annotation, molecular function: DNA binding. Lineage: Eukaryota; Metazoa; Arthropoda; Insecta; Diptera; Drosophilidae. The transcript is spliced from 2 exons. The record is from RefSeq and is a predicted model, not a curated record. Bases 34 to 891 code for a protein of 285 amino acids.
UUUACCGGAGACGGUCACACUUUUUAACACGCUAUGGCAAAGCCUAUAAAACAAGCAAUGUUUGUAAUAAAUGUUCAGGAAGAAGAGGCAAAGUGCACAGAAUCACAGUUGGAUAUAUUACUUAAAAUCCAUGAUGGCCAGUACAGGCUAGUAAAAAAGAAAAAACGCAGUUCUGUGUGGAACGUGUACAGGGAAAUUGCCCGUCCGGACGGCACUAAGCUAAAAUGGAGAUACUAUUGCUUGGGAUGCAAGCGUGUAAUGCAAUCAACUGGAGGUACUACGUCCAAUCUGCGCAUACACAAAUGCCAUGUGCGCUAUCUGAAGCAGCACGGCAAAGACGCCGAUUCUUCGAAGACGCCACACAUCCGUAACAAUGAGCAAAGGAUGCCAAUGGCAUCGAGUAAGCGGCAAAUUCAACUGUACGAUGAGUUCAACGAUACGAAGACGACAGUAGAAUACAGCGAUGAGGAAGAUGACUAUGAGGAACUAAACAUCACAUCUGCCUCGAAUGUAGAGAUUGAGCCAAUUGGUUCACCGGAAACAAAUCAUAAAACCAUUGAAAGACCACUUAUCAAGUUGUUCUCAGAGGAUGAGGCCUGGCCACCCGAAAUAACCGAAGAGCAUCCCAUUGAAAUAGACAAUGUUACUGAAGAUGUAUCGAUGGAUUUCAGUAAGGAAACAAUUCGACCCAAUUCUGCGAACGAAAUACACAUUGACGGCAAUGCGAUCUCUGAGGCCGAAAGCUAUGCCCGAGCCUGGGCGCACGCAUUUCUCAAAUUGAGCGAAGAGCAAAAAUUCUAUGCGAAACGAUCGAUUGAUGAGCUUCUAGUAUUGGGCAGAUUGGAACGGUUAAAUCUUUCGACGGUGACAUCGCUGACCACCAAUUUGUAAGGCUCGAAUUAAGUACUCUUUAACAUGGCUAACAUAGGUUUAAUUAAAUUAAUUUUUAUAUAAUAUAAA